UUCAGAAGUCCGUCCGUCUCGUUCGAAUUCUCUGAACACCUGGGGGCGUCUUCCUCACCACUAGCUUCCGUUCCUGGACCUCGGAGCCGGAUCGGCGUGAAAAGCGGGGCUUCUCGGCCGAGACGCCCCGCUUUUCCUCGGAGAUUCAAAGCUGACACGCCGUUAUCUCGCGUCCGUUACUGAAUGAUUGAUUUGACUCGUAAUAAAGACCAGAGAACCCCUCACCAGACAACAUCGUCUCAAACGCGGGUUCUGGCUAGCAUUGGUUGCUUCGGCCCGACACUAGUCAGCUUGUACUCGCUACCAGAGAAUAUAAGCACGCUUCCUUUUCGUUACUUCUGUCAGCACCAGCAUAGCUGCUAGUUUCUUGCUUUUUGUAUAACGUCCAAUGCCUCGUUGCCUGGUUCGCCUGUCCUAGCUGACCUCGUCGAUUCGAAGCAAACGAUACGAUGGAGAAGGGACGCAGCUCGGUAGCCCUGCCGCCGCCGCCGCCGCCGUCGUCUCCGCCGGGGAGAAUCAGCAAGCGAUGGGUGCUUGUCGGCGCACUCGCUCUGAUCGGACUUGGUCAUCUACAUUCUCCCCAACCUCGAUUGCAAGCAUGGCAGCGCCACAGGGGAGGUCACAGUCGCACGCAUAACUCGGCACCUGCAGGAGACUCCCCCUUCGGCCAGUUUCCUCUUCCCAAGGACCCUUUCCGCUUCAUCCCUUGCACCAACGCGUCCGUUCCCCCGCCGCUCGACGACCCUCACCCCGAGCAGACCUGGGCGGCGCUUUUUGACCCGGACCCAUCCAAUUGGAGCUGGGGCAACAAAAGCGUCUCCGUCGACUCGGAUGACGACCCUUACGCCGGCCGCGGCAUUUACCUCUGCGGCUACUUGAAUGCGCCUCUUGACUAUACCAACGCGUCAGAGAGCCGAGUCGUCCGGCUGGCCGUUACAAAGUAUCAGGUCUCCGGGCUGGCCCGCGUCGGUGAACCCGCCGAUGACGACAAGAACCCGGUGCCUGGCGCCAAGAGCGAGCGCACCAUCGUCAUUGAGCCCGGCGGACCGGGCGGCAGCGGAACCUCGUACGCGUGGAGGGCUGCGGAGCAAGUCACCCAGCGUUUCAGUGACAGUACCUUUGACGUCCUGGGCUGGGAUCCGAGAGGAGUCAACAUCACUCGACCGUCCAUCUCCUGCUUCCCUUAUGACGUUGACCGUGAUCACUGGUCGCUCGUGACCGGGCAGUACCUGGAGGUGUCCGAUGUCAAGCGCCAGCUCAACAUCGCGGAUGCCAUGAAUGACGCGACGUUCAAGGCGUGCUGGGAACUUCACGGGGACUUGGGUCGUUUCCUAGGCACCGGACUCGUCGCGCGCGACAUGGAGGAGAUCAGGAAAGCGCUCGGCGAGGACGAAUUGACGGGCUACCUCGUCAGUUAUGGCACCGGCAUCGGGCAGACGUAUGCGAACCUGUUCCCGGACAGCGUCGGCCGCAUCAUCUUGGACGGAACCGAAUACGUGCGCGAUCACCGUCUUCUCGGUGGUUUCGGGUGGACUGCUCUUGACAACGCCACGGACGCGUGGCAUGAUGGUUUCCUCGGCGAAUGCAUCAACGCCGGGCCGGAACACUGCGCGCUAGCCAAGUCCAAAGACGACCAGCCGGUCGUUCUAGAGGACCUCAACAUCCGGAUGAGGUCGCUGAUAUCUUCGCUCAUCGAUCGUCCCGUCGUUGGAUACACAAACGCAUCCGGCCCGUCCAUCGUUACCUAUUCGGGCCUCGUCGCCGGCCUCUACACCUCCAUGUACAACGCCGCAAGCUGGCCGGCCCUCGCCAAAAUGUUGUACGAGCUGGAACAGGGCAACUCGACGCUGGCGACUGCGUUCCUCGAACAGAUGUCCUGGGAGUACGACCCCACGCUACCGGCCACGACCAGAAAGCGGCCCUCGUCGGAUGAGCUCGGCACCUUGGUGAUCUGCGCCGACGGAUACGACGCGCCCUUACCGCCCGACGGCCUGGACUGGUGGGCGUCGCUCUGGGCUAACAUGACGGCAAAGUCCUGGAUCUCGGGAAACUCGCGCUUCUUCAACGUCUUGCCGUGUCAGCACUUCACAAAGUACUGGCCAGAGCCCGCGGGGGUCUACAGGGGCGAUCUCAACCACACCCUCAACAACCCGGUCCUCCUCGUCGCCGAGACGUACGACCCGGCGACGCCGCUGCGCAACGGCCGCAGACUGCUGGACGAGAUGGGACGGAACGCGAGGCUGAUUGUCCACCACGGCUACGGCCACUCGUCCAGGGACACUUCCAACUGCACCAACUCGAUCGCCAAGACGUACAUCCUCGAAGGGAAACUACCCGACGAGGCUGAGACGGCGUGCUACGCCAACGAGAAGCCGUAUCUGUACGGUGUCAAGGACAAGGGCGUCGGCGUGCUAACUGAGGGGGCUAUGGAUCCUAUUGACAUGUGGCGUCAGCACCUGCGCGAGAUGGCUUUCAUGAAGUAAUGAUCCGCCCCUUGGAGUUCGCUGCUCCGCGUCGCUUGAAUAAGAGGAGGUCGUUUACGCCUUUUUGCUUUGAAACGUGUGGGCUUUGUGAACAAUGUUAUCAGACACAGCGCAGAUUUCAGUAGAAUUUGCAACUCCUGUAGGCUCUGCUUUGAGGACCCAUGGUCAACAUUGGAAGGGAAUAUGUCAAACACAACCCGAUAAACUUAAGACUAUUUUGAGGACGAGUGCAAAUAAAAACAAUGAAAAGAUUUUGAUGAAUGUGCAGCUCUUCAUUCGAC
Colletotrichum navitas is the source of this 2764-nucleotide messenger RNA. Its product is annotated as Alpha/Beta hydrolase protein. The transcript has a single exon. Lineage: Eukaryota; Fungi; Ascomycota; Sordariomycetes; Glomerellales; Glomerellaceae. The record is from RefSeq and is a predicted model, not a curated record. The coding region runs from base 450 to 2483 and encodes 677 amino acids.